Molecule: messenger RNA, 894 nt
Organism: Trichoplax adhaerens
Lineage: Eukaryota; Metazoa; Placozoa; Uniplacotomia; Trichoplacea; Trichoplacidae
Exons: 2
Coding region: 1-894 (297 amino acids)
Biological process (GO): acyl-CoA metabolic process; fatty acid catabolic process
Cellular component (GO): peroxisomal matrix
Molecular function (GO): fatty acyl-CoA hydrolase activity
Source: RefSeq, a predicted model, not a curated record
AUGCACUUACUAGAUGAAUUAGAAGAGCUCGAUGUUGACCUAUUUCGGGCUACUACAUCAUGGCAACCUCCAUUUACACAACGUAUUUAUGGUGGCCAAGUAAUUGGACAAGCUCUAGUAGCUGCUAGUAAAACAGUUGAUGAACAAUUUUCACCUCAUUCGUUACAUUCGUAUUUUCUUCGCCAUGGCGAUCCUUCCAUUCCUGUUAUCUAUAAAGUAGAACGCACUCGAAAUGGUCGUUCAUAUUGCUCAAGAAAUGUUUAUGCAAUCCAACGAGGUUUAACUAUUUAUACUAGCCAAAUAUCGUUUAGUAAAUUUGAAAAAAGUGUCAUUGAACAUCAAAAUGAUAUGCCAAAUGCACCUGAUCCUGAAAGCUUACCCACAACGAAGGAAAGGCUACAAGGUUAUCUUGAACGUGGAGUUAGAGGUGACCGGAAUCGUUCAGCAAUCGAGAAAGCAAUUGCUUCAGAAAUCCCCUUAGAUAUCCGCCCUUGCGAUCGGAAACGUAUAGGCUUUUUCGAUCCUGAUUUUGAAAGUAAGGCCCCUUACCAAUUGGUAUGGAUUAAAACCGUUGAUAAAAUUGGACCCGGAUUUGAGAAAUUACAUCAAUGUAUCGCAGGAUAUGCCUCAGAUUACAGUCUGCUACAAACGGCUAGAUUACCCCAUCCUAAAUUUCGUGUUAAUUUCGCGUCGUCACUCGAUCAUUCCAUGUGGUUUCAUUUACCUUUCCGUGCUGAUGAAUGGAUGUUGUAUGAACUUGAAAGUCCAAAAGCCAAUAAUGGAAGGGCUCUAGUAUUUGGAAAGCUUUUUACACAAGAUGGCCGAUUAGCUGUUACUGUAGCACAGGAAGGAGUAUUAAGAGGGGUUAUUAAAGAUCACCCCAGCCGAUUAUAG